This is a messenger RNA of Chara braunii, 1444 nucleotides long. Lineage: Eukaryota; Viridiplantae; Streptophyta; Charophyceae; Charales; Characeae. The record is from the annotation of a GenBank genome assembly.
GGAGACGGUUCUCUGCGCGUUUUUUUGGUUAUGCCGCGCCAAGCCCAGGGACCAGGUCCCACUUGCAAUCUCGGUACAAUCCAUAGAUUACGAAGACGAAGAUUCACGGCCCGUAUCUCUGCAUCCGUGCAAUGUACGUGGGGCCUCACCCCGCCCCCCCCCCCCCCCGCCCCGCCCCGCCCAAGCCCCGCCCAAGCCCCGCUCAUUGUGGAACAGCUGGCGAUCCAUUCCCUCGUGUGUGAGCGUGGAGAAAAGCAACCCCCGGCCGUAGAGCGGGCAGUUCGUGAAUGAGGAGGGCGGGGUUGAUUGAGUGAUUAGACGGGGCGAUUGGACGUACUUGAUUGGCUUGAGAGUACGGUAUUCGAGGAGAGGAGCUAUCAAUCAAGCAGGUAAUCAUGUCGAUCGUUGCAAGGAGCCUGCGCGCGGCUGCGCGGACUCGAGCCACAGCGGCGGGGUCCAAACUGGCGGAAGCUUCUUCCCGCCAGGGAAGGCGGACUUUCUCUGCUGCUGCCGCGGGACACUCUGACGAAGACCUCGCCCGUGAUGUCGCCACGUGGCGCAGGGUUACCGCAUUCGCCGCGGUGUUCUGCGCAGGCUUUGCCGUCUAUACUCUGUAUGGCGCGAGUGCUCAUCAUUCCCAUAAGGACAAGCCGGCUUACGAGUACUUGCACGUCAGGAACAAGGAGUUCCCUUGGGGACCUUGCGGCUUGUUCGAGUUAGAUUGCAAACGGAGUCUCAAGGAGCAGCAGUAGCCCGAACGGCAGCAAAAGGAGACUCGAGCGGGAGGAGUGGCAAACGGUAACGAUAACGGCCGAGAAGAGUGCCUGACGGAAAGUCGAGGGGGAUCCUAAAAAGCUAAGAACAUGAGUUCCGGGUUCCCUCUCUCUCUGUCUCUCUCUCUCUCUCUCUCUCUCUCGCCCUCCCUCUCUCUCUCUUCUCUCUUUGUUUUCCGCCCCGCACUUUGGCCGCACCGAUUGGCAGUCACUCGUUCUCUCUCUCUCUCCCUCUCCACUUCCUCUUUCCUCGUCCUGCCAGCGUCCGUCGUUGCUUCUACUUUGGCUCAUUCCCUUCGAGGAAGCCCUGGGUUUCAAGUCUUUUGAUGUAAUUAGCGGUAUCCGCAAAGACAGUCAAAUUCUUGUUUUUUGAAUUGUGUGUGUAAGCUUCAUCCCUCUGCUGCUGUCAGCAAGCUCCUAACCUCUUAUUGAGGACAUUCAUGCGUUCAUGCGGGGAGCCGGUUGUGGGGGAGAAGAGGGAGGAGGGGGGAGGGAUAAGGGGAAUGUUGGGUUGAUCUUGUCCGCUUUUCUCUAUGGCAAUGUUGACGCGAUGACCUCGUAUGUUUGCGGACGGCCGUGGACGCUGGCGAAACCCACAGAGAGAGAGAGAGAGAGAGAGAGAGAGAGAGAGAGAGAGAGAGAGAGAGAGAGAGAGAGAGAGAGAGAGAGAG